UAUGGCUAGUGGAGCAAAACAAGGCCAAUCACUUUCCGGAAACGAUGUUAUAAUUGUUCAUGGACCAGUUCUGAAAUCAUAAUGUUGUUCAUUCUCAUUAUAGCCGUCACUUUAUCAUGUUUACCAGGCAUUUCUUCCACGCAGGCGCUUGUAGUGCGAUUAAGCGGAAUAACCAAAAGAGAUGGUGAAAUCAGUGGACUGUUAGAUGUCCGGUACCGUGGAAAGUGGGGACAUAUAUGUUAUUACACCUUUCAUUCAUCCGAUGCAAGAGUAGCAUGUCGGCAGUUAGGAUAUCUGGAUGGUUCCUAUCAGAGGUAUCCCACAGUUGGGCAGAAGGAAGGACUAUUUCGAUAUAUAUCUUGCAGUUACACAAUGUCAAGACUCGAUGAAUGCUACAUAAGUGAAGGCACGCACCAGUGCCUACUUGCUUCAUUAAUAGCGUUGAGGUGCAGGGUUAACACAGCACUGGAAGGUAUGUUCAAUGCAACACUUCUCGGAAGCACCGGCCACACUGGAAUACUUGAGGUCACAUCUGAAGAUGGUAAAAAGGCUGCAGUGUGCUUUGGCUCGCCGCUGAACGACACGUCGAUUGGCAAGACCACCUGUGGGCAAAUGGGUUAUAGUGACAUAUUUACUGCAUUAGUUACAAAUCAAGAUUCCUAUAAAGGCAAUAGGUUUGUGUCCGUUUUCUGUAAUGGAACUCAGCCAACAUUAGCCUCAUGUUCUAUGACUGUCAUGACAAAUUGCCCAUCAACGAAAAUCUUGGGACUCGCCUGCAAGCUCAAUAUGACGAGACAGCAAGGAUUCGAUCUCCGUCUCUCCCCUAUUGACAGCUCACCAAGUAACGGGACAGUGGAAGUGUACACGUAUGGUAACUGGGGAGUCAUCUGCGACACUGGAUGGGACAUGAAAGCAGCUCAGGUUGUAUGUCGACAGCUUGGAUUCAGGUAUGCUGCUAAUGCUACAAAGGAUGCCUUGUUCGGUCAAGGUACUGCGCUAGUUUUCUGGAUCAAUGUCCAGUGUAGCGGGGAUGAGCAGAGUCUUGCAGAGUGUAAGCAUGAUGUGGCAUUCGAGAAAGGCGUCUGUCACUCCGUCAAUGCCUCAGGAGUGGUGUGCAGCAAGGAGAGGCUGCCGUCCAUCAAUAUUUGUUCGAAUAGACAUUAUACUCUAGCCACCGGCGUCACAUUCAUUCGAUCUCCAAAUUACCCCGGAAGUUUCAAGUAUACUAUUGGUGCUGCCUGCUACGUCGAUCUCACAUCACCUUCCAAUUUUACAAUCUACACCCACAACAAGAUGUUUCGGAACACUGAAUUUCUAUCGUUUAUCACAAAUACCGUCACCGACACAUUCUACGGCGACGACACUGCGCAAAAGGUGAUGACGUACAACACGAACAGAAUGACCAUCAAGUUUCAAGCAAAUAUCUGGACAGGAGAUAUGAAACUGAACAUUCGAGUGACAGUACCGCAGCCAGACCCCGUCACGACACCAGUGUCAGUGUCAGUUCCAGCAACAACACCGACAACGCCAGCAACGGUAGCAACGGUAACACCACGGGCACUAGGUGAAUCUCGAGGUACCGCUAGUGGUGCAAUUGGUGGAGUCGUCGGGUCGCUGAUUAUCAUCGCUAUCGUGGUUAUCCUGGGGAUUAGCCUGUGGAAAAAGGGAUUCAUUCACUUUGGCAAGUGGAACGAAGAGUACAAGAUAGAGUCCGAUGCAGCCCCCACUCAAGACGAAGCGACCACUGAAGAACCUACAGACAUCUACGAGGACCUUCCGAACAGUCAAGCCACUGUCAAUAAGGAACCAAUUUACGUGAAUAGCGCUUUUCUGCGGGACAGCCUAAGCGAAACUGCCGCAGAUAAUUCCAGUAAUCCUGGUCCUGUUGUGUUCACAUACGAAGACUUGAGGAGGAAUGAGAUCUCGGAUGACAGCACGGCUCGGGCGGAAGCCGUCCAAGAGGAUACUGAUGUGAACAGCGACAUUGUGGGAGAAUCUCCGUACGCGAAGCUUGAUGACGUUAACAGUUCAGUUUAUCUUGAUUUGCGUCAGCUAAGCGCAGAGAAAUUUUAGCCCAUAUGAUAAACGCGAUCCGUCAGUCUAUAUAUAUAUACGUGUGUGGUGAAAUUGUAAUCUAUAUUAUUUAGAGUAAUACAUAGUGAAAUUGGAUGUCUGAUUGGAUGCAUGAGAUUAUUCAUCCGAGAAGUAACGAUGGCAGUCUUGGACUCGGUGUUCACCUGGGCAUAUUUACAAGGAGCUUAAAAGGAGGACAACAGAAAUAAAGGUUUUUGAACUUUUGAAAACUUGAAGGGUUUUUCGCCAUCAGCAAUAUGCGCCCGGUGAAAGUACUUAAAAUAAUUUAUAAAGUACAAUUGUAAUUGUAUUCCGAUGCAGUUUAAUUCAUAGUAAGGAUACUGGCUCUUAGGAAAAAUGUGUGACUACCAACAUUUAAGGUACGAGGGCCCAAUAGAGACACAAACAAAAACUUUGUGAUAGCCAAACUUGACGAGGAUAAGACGUUAGAUUUGAUAUGCGGGAACAAUGCGAAGCACGCCUUCAGUGGACGUUACAUAGCCGUAACCGUUAUUGAUCAAAACCUUGCAAUUGUAUAUAUUAUUAUUUACUACUACUGCUUGGAGAAAUAAGAAGACAAUAUUGCUCCGAGGCCGAAAAUGUAUAAAUUCAUGCGAAUGAUGAGUGAAUAAUACAUUGUACAUUAUACAUAGUACAUUAUACAUUAUACAUAGUACAUUAUACAUAGUACAUUAUUCUUAAGAUGCCGCACCCUUUCAUGAAGAAGGACGAGUUGUUCCUAUACGGGCUAAGGAGGGGUUUAUUUGCCCGGUGCCUACAUCGACGAAUCGCAUGCUCAUUUUGCAAAUCCAAAUAAUCCACUAGCCGAUCAUGACUGGCUAUAUCUUCUUCUCAUGAUGUACAUUUAGU
Lineus longissimus is the source of this 2943-nucleotide messenger RNA. RefSeq names its product deleted in malignant brain tumors 1 protein-like. The transcript has 11 exons. NCBI's taxonomy places the organism in Eukaryota, Metazoa, Nemertea, Pilidiophora, Heteronemertea, Lineidae. Gene Ontology annotation, cellular component: membrane. The record is from RefSeq and is a predicted model, not a curated record. Bases 82 to 2073 code for a protein of 663 amino acids.